GGGGACACACGUCUUUCUUACAGCGCCUGUAAUACCCAUUCUCCGAUCAUGGACGCGGGAUUCUUCCGCGGCACAAGUGCGGAGCAAGACAAUCGUUUCAGCAACAAGCAGAAGAAACUGCUGAAGCAGCUGAAAUUUGCAGAAUGUCUGGACAAGAAGGUGGACAUGACCAAAGUGAACCUAGAAGUCAUCAAACCUUGGAUUACACAGCGAGUGACAGAGAUUCUGGGAUUUGAGGAUGACGUCGUCAUAGAGUUCAUAUUUAACCAGCUUGAGGAAAAGGCCUGAACCAAUAUGGAUGUUAUACCUUGCAUCAGAAGUAUAGCACCAACACCUAAUUAGCUCUCUCCUGAGCCCAAAGUCUCUGAGCCCAACUCUCCCUUCAUGAUGCAGUGUGUGUUUUGAGGUGAGUUAUAUGCAGGGCUUACCAAUAUCAUGUCAGUGAAAGAAACACCUGAACAAUGCCAUGAUCAUAAUCACUAGAGAUAUUUGCAGUGCAUCAUGUAACUGCAAAGAGUGUUUAAAGCUAAAUGGAACUAUAAUCUUAAACCAGGUAAAGUUUAAUAAUAUGCUGUUGCCUAUUUUAAAGAAUAUUGAAACCCUCCUUACUAUUAUGUAAAUAAUAGCUUUAGGAUGAGUAGUUUCUCACUGACGAUCUCUGAUUAAAAGUUAAAAGUUUUAAAGUUUAAGCCAGAUUAAAAGUAUCACAUUCUUUGCACCCUGUUGGAUGUGGCCAGAAGCGUUUUCCUUUGCACAAGUAACCCCCAUAUGACGGUGCCUAGAACACAGCUAGAUGUAUCUUUACAUCACAGUAGCAGGUUGAGAACUUCAACCACUUAAGGUUAGCACAAACCACAUCACUUUCUGUAUAUAUUUAUUAAGUUAUUAUUAAACUGUUACUUUAACAUCCAACUGCACCCAGCAUCUCUGUCAGUUGUGGUCAGAUGUUUGGAGUUUAUCCAUCCAAAUUAAAUACUGGUCAUGUUUUUGACCUUCACAUCAUUCCUACUAUUAGAGCUGUAAUGCUAAGUCCUACUGAUGUUCUUCAUAUAUUAAAUAAAGUUUUUUGUAUGAACUAAAUUCUUUGUUUUAAAUCCCUUAGGCAAUCUAUCUUAUAUCUUCAAAGAUAUUUCUUUAAAAAUCUGAAUGAAAACAGAGAAAUAUAGUGUGGUGGGCGGGGUUUAUCAAUGUAAUUUAUAUACAGCACCCUGCAUUAGAUUAUUACAAGGAUCCAUCUCAUAGUAUACUUUCAGGCAAGUGUGGUAUGUAUGGUAUCAAUUCUCAUAGAAUGCUAAAACCUUGUUUGAUUAUUUAAAGUGUAUAUGUUACACCAGCACUACGUGAAAGUGUUUUUUCAAGCUUUUUGUUUCAUCUUUUACUCGCCAUAUGGUGGGCUGGUAAAGCUAAGUUUAAAGGGCACUGGUGACAUUUGUUAAUUGAAUUGAGAUUACGAUAUUUCACAAUUAUAAUUGUUGAAAUAAAACUCAUUUUUUUGUGUAACUGUGUACUCAUUAUUGCUUGUUCGUCUCUUGCAAUUUAGAUAAAUGAUAUAACAUUAAGCUCAAGGUGGUUGAGUCUCAAGCAGUAGGGAGGCGGAAGCAAGCCAAGGGAGCUCCGUGCCCACUGAUCCCACGGGACUCACUGAAGACACCGGAACUGUACUUGCAGUGUUGGGUUUUAAAGCACUCUGUAUUGUGGCUUUUUGUUUAACUCCUGAAUGUAGACUGUGGGGAGAUUAGAGAACAAGGGGGUGGGUAGGGACACAGACAUGUAAACUAGUGGGCAUAACACUGAAAAAACAAAUAAUGGCAAAACAUACAUAUAUAUAUUUUUGUGGACUUUGUUUUGAUAGAUCUUACAUCUUAGGAAUACAUCAGAAAUGGAGAUAGCAUCAGUAUUGCAUGCAGUUGUAUUCCACUAGACACAUCUCCCCUCAGAUAGCUCACAUUCUCAGUUUGAUGAGUUUGUGAGUAUAUUAUUCACUUCUAUUUUGAUAUUACCCAGAUAUGUUAAAAUAUCUUAAAUGUUUCUAAUAUGGUUAAUUACAUAGUUACAGGUAUAGUUAGUGAGGACUAGAAGGUAGGCAGUCCCUUUUUUUGGGAUCCUACCUCCCCUUGAUAUUUUUCCAUCCAUUAUUUCAAUUGCCAUAUGGUCUUUUCUCUCCCCCCUUCGUGUGUGUGUUACAGCACCCCGAUAGCAAGAUGAUGCAGAUCAACCUGACAGGCUUCCUAAAUGGGAAGAAUGCCCGGGAGUUCAUGAAGGACCUGUGGCCCCUAUUGCUGAGUGCCCAGGAGAACAUUGCUGGCAUCCCCUCUGCUUUUCUAGAACAGAAGAAGGAGGAGAUUAAACAGAGACAGAUCGAACAGGAGAAGCUUGCUUCUCUGAAAAAGGUUGAUGAGGAUAAGAAGGACAACAGAGAGAGGGCUCAAUCAAAGAGCCCAAGGAGGCGGAAGACAAGGUCACCGUCACCACGGCGAAGGUCACCAGUGAAGCGGGAAAGAAAACGCAGUGCAUCGCGCUCCCCAAGACGUAAACCCAGCCCAGUUGGUAGCAGUUCACCACCUCCACCCCUGAUGCAGCUGCCCACAAAGCCUUUAGACCAGCUUGUGGAGUCAGAAACAUCAGAAAGAGCUAUGCCAGAACAAGUCAUCCAAGACGCAUCUACCACUUGUGACACAGUUGUGGAGGUGUUGAGAGCAGACCCUGUGAUUGAAGUGAAAGACCCCUCACCUGAGAAAGUUCACAAGAGAGAAGAAAGGCCCAGGUCCAGGGAAAAGGACAAGGACAGCAGGAGGGAAAGACCACACCGCCGCUCUCGUUCUCAUUCCCGCUCUCGCCGGCGACGUUCCCGUUCAAGAUCGUACUCCCCUCGUAGAAGACCGAGUCCCAGGAGGAGAAUGUCUCCUAGGCGAAGGAGUCCCCCAAGACGUGGCCCUACUGGUUCCAGACACAGACAUAGACGCUCCCCUGUCCGUAGGAGGCGCUCUCGCUCUGCUUCAUCCUCUGGCAGCAGCUCUUCAGGCUCUCGCUCACCUAAAAAAGCAAUGAAAAGAAUAUCUAGCACACCUCCCCGAAAACAGGCCCAUCCUCCUGAUACUUCCAUAAGCCCUGCAGGGAAGGACAGACGGUCUCAAUCUCCUCGUGUCAGAAGAGGCAGAGGAUCUGCAUCACCAGCCAGAUCAUCCGGUUUUAAGCGAAAACCAGGAGGCAGGGCUGAUUCAUCCCCUGAAAAUGCCAAACCUAGACCUUCUGAGGGGUCCGAAUCAGAGGAGGAUAAAAAUGAGAAAGGGGCAACAGCAGAUUCCGUGCAGCAACGUCGUCAAUAUCGCAGACAGAAUCGUCAGUCUUCUUCAGAUACUGGGUCUUCCUCCUCAGACAAUGAGGGGCCCAAGAGGCCAAAAGCAGGGCCAGGUGCCAGAAAUGGUGAAGUCAGGAGGAGACGCAGCCGUACCCCGUCUCCACGGAGGAGACACAGAGAUAUCUCUCCUAGGAAAAGACGCUCUCCAUCUCCUGGGCGCAGACGCCGCACCCCUUCUCCCCCACGUCGUCGCAGAUCUCCUUCUCCUCCCAGACGAAGGUCUCCUUCUCCACCUCCUCGUCGUCGUUCUCCAUCCCCCAGGCGUUACUCUCCACCUAUCCAACGUCGCUACAGCCCCUCACCUUUGCCUCCACAGAAGAGGAGGAUGUCUAUGUCUCCCUCAAAGCGCUCUUCUCCAGGGGCAAAGCGACGAUUUUCCAGGUCCCCCAAGCGCAGAAGUUCUCCUCCUCAAAGGAGACGCCCAUCCCCACCGUCCUCAUCUCCACCCAGACACAGGAGGAGCCCAAUGUUGCAAUCCGUCAGGCCAAGCAGGGACACACGAUCUCCUGUUGCAGCAGCCAGUCGCCACUCCCCAUCUCCUGCCAACCGCAGUCGCACUGUCAGAGGUUCACCCAGUCCACAGGGGCGUUAUGAAACCUCCAGCGCCUCUCCGACAAAUCAGCGGAGACAGCAGUCCCCUUCACAUAGCGGCAAACCCAUCCGCAGAGUGUCACGCACACCAGAACCACGCAACAACCAGAGACCAUCUCCAAGUCCCCAGCCUAUGAGAAGAGCAUCCUCCAGAUCCAGAUCUGUUUCUCCUCAACCAGCAGCUCAAAAACGUACAGCGCCAGCAUCUGCCUCCCCAUCACCGUCUCACUCAGCCAGUGGUUCUCCACCACCAGCCAAAAAGCCUAGCAGUGGCUCAGGCAGUCAAUCCCCAAAUAAGAAUUCGGAUGUUGACGCCAGUGGGAAGAAAAAGAAGAAGAAGAAGGAGAAGAAACACAAGAAAGAGAAGAAACACAAGAAGCACAAGAAACAUAAGAAGGAGAAGAGUGGUGGCACUGUGACAGGAGAUGGACAAGAGAACCAGGGUGUGGAAGAGGAUGGCGAGUCAAGAAAGGAAUCAGACAGUGAAGUAGAGGACAGCUUGGAUGACCUGGAAAAGCACCUUCGAGAGAAGGCCCUGCGCUCAAUGAGGAAGGCCCAGAUGUCUCCAUCACAGAUGUCCUGAAACAAUGGACUUUCUCUUUAAUGAUUUUUCAACUCUUAUCUUGUUUGUCAACAACCUGGUUCAGCUUUAGAAUGUACAAAUUGUGAAUCUUGAGUUUUUUUGUUUCCUUUUUACUGGUUUGGUACUUUCUAAACUGUGUCUCAUUAAGAGCUUGCUUUGUCAGUUGGUGUUUAAUCUAUACUGUAAACAAGCUUGUGUUGUCCAUAAUUUUAAAUUGUUUAGCAGGGGAACGGUUAAGGCUCAGAGAUGUGCAUUAGGCAGGUUUAAAAUGUUUUCCAAAGCCUACAGUAGAUUCCAUUGACAAAAUGAUUGCAUGUGCAUUGAAAGUCUCUGAUGUGCAUGAACCACCAGAUUUUUAAUUGUAGACAUAAAAACCUACAUACAGUAACACACUGUUACUAAUGCCUUUGAUAUGUGGAAGCAGUUUUACCACUGUGAUCUGUUAUAAUGGCAUUAACAAAGUCUUGUCCCACAUUGUAACUGAAUAGAGCUGUUUGGCAGUGUUUAAAAUGCUGUUUCCUAAUUUUGAAGUAGUCUUGUUUUAAGACAAUAAUAAUCUGAUGUGAUACAAAGUAUGCUUUAUUUUUUUCUUAUGACUUAAAAUGCAGUUUUAUUUUGACACCCUGCAUCAAGCUAAUCUCUGUUGGACUUUGAUUUAUCUUUAGUACCCCUGGCUUUUGUCAUCUUGUCAUCCUUUCAGAAUUAAAACCUUUUUAUAGGAA
This is a messenger RNA of Notolabrus celidotus (New Zealand spotty), 5254 nucleotides long. It is a transcript of the gene srrm1, whose product is annotated as serine/arginine repetitive matrix 1. Gene Ontology annotation, biological process: regulation of mRNA splicing, via spliceosome; mRNA processing. The coding region runs from base 2202 to 4532 and encodes 776 amino acids. Gene Ontology annotation, molecular function: RNA binding. The transcript is spliced from 17 exons. NCBI's taxonomy places the organism in Eukaryota, Metazoa, Chordata, Actinopteri, Labriformes, Labridae. Gene Ontology annotation, cellular component: spliceosomal complex. The record is from RefSeq and is a predicted model, not a curated record.